Messenger RNA from Vidua macroura (Pin-tailed whydah), 1430 nucleotides. RefSeq names its product translation initiation factor IF-2-like. The record is from RefSeq and is a predicted model, not a curated record. Bases 215 to 775 code for a protein of 186 amino acids. The transcript has 2 exons. Lineage: Eukaryota; Metazoa; Chordata; Aves; Passeriformes; Viduidae.
CCCCCAAAAUUCCCGGUUUUCCCGCUAUUUUUUUUCCCGGGAAUGACGCAAAUUCCGUGACUCAAACCGCGGGAAUUCCCCCGGGUGGGCGUGGCUUCCUCACAAACCACACCCCACUCCCUUCUCCACCAAUCACAUCGCGGCGUGGGCGUGGCCUCCUCCCCCUGUUAUAACGGCGGGGCCGCGGGUUCGAAUCCCGGCAUUUCCUGUCGCGAUGUCGAUGGUGGCGGCGGUCGCGGCCACCGCGCGGUGUCCGGGGCGGGUUUGGGGACAUCCCGAGGGUGUCCCCAAGGGGGUGGCACCGUCCCCCACCUCGUCACUUCACCUUCGAACCCCUCCCGCCGCCCCCCCGGCCCCUCCAGGCCCCGGCGGCGGCAUCGCCGCGUUCUUUACCCGCCCGCUGUUCGUCGUCCCCUCCCCUCGGAAGAACCCAGCGCCGCCAAGCGACUGCUGCUGCUCCUCCUGGCCGUGGUGGGCACCCAAAUCUACAACGCGCCGGGUGACGUCGGCACCGAUGUCGCCCUGGGGACGCCGCUGGGGACGAGGACGCCCCUGGGGACACCCCCGGUUCCUGAGGGACCCCAAAUUCCGGCCGGGAACGGCAGCGGGACGGCGGCGCCCGCGGGCGCCUCCUGCCCCUCGGCGUCGGUGGCGCCGCCUUUGGCGCCCCCUGGUGGCGCCAGGAGGAGCUGAGGGACCCGCCCCAAACCCUGCCGGGGGGCGGUGCCCAGGAGUGCCACGCCCCCCUGGACUAAUUAACGAGGUCGCUAAUUAAGGACGAAGAGAUGGAAGUCCCAGGAGUGCCACGCCCCCCCUGGACUAAUUAACGAGGUCGUUAAUUAAGGACGAAGAGCUGGAAGUUGGUCAAUCCCAGGAGUGCCACGCCCCCCUGGACUAAUUAAUGAGGUUGUUAAUUGAGGUCGGGGUUGGAAGAAGGUUGUGAGGUUGGAUAAUCCCAGUUUGGAACUGGGAGCACUGGGAAGGGACGGAGCCAUGGAUUAAGAUGGAUUUUCCCAUCCCUUAAUUAAUUAUCCGGUUGAUUAACCUCUAAUUAAUGACCAGCGCAUUAAUUAGCUCCCAAUUAACGUGGGAACAAAGCCAACAUUUGGAUUUUGAGGUUCCUCAAUCCCAGUUUGGAACUGGGAGCACUGGAAAGGGGCGUGGCCAGGAUGGCCUCAUUAACGAGGUUUUAAUUAACGAGGUCACCUCUACCUCAGCUUCAGCACCUGUGGGUUGCUGAAUUGAUUAAUUAUCAAUUAUUUAUUAUAAUUAUUUAUUUGUUAUUUAUUUGUUCUUAUUUAUUUGUUCUUAUUUAUUUGCUAAUAUUUAUUAAUUAUUUAUUAAUUAAUCACCCCUGGAUGAUUGAUUGUGACUCAAUUUGAGGGGGGAUUUUUGAUAUUUUAAUUAAUUAAACUCAUCAAGUGAAUUAA